Molecule: messenger RNA, 900 nt
Organism: Adineta ricciae
Lineage: Eukaryota; Metazoa; Rotifera; Eurotatoria; Adinetida; Adinetidae
Source: the annotation of a GenBank genome assembly
AUGUCGACCACAUCCAUUCUCACUUUUUCAAUCAGUAACAAGGGCAAACCAAUCUUGAUUUGUGAUGGAUAUAUCUAUCAAUUAAAUCGAACUCGACCAAAAGUAAAAUACUGGGGUUGCAAGAAUCGAAUGUGUUCGGCUUACAUGCACACCGACCAUCACAAUCAAUUUAUUGGAAAAUCAGGAAAUCAUGAUUCUCAUUUGCCGGUACCUGAAAGUAUUGAAGUUGUCACCUUCAAGGAAAAAGUUAAAAAUCGAGUCGUGAACGAAAUGACUGCUAUUGGAAAAAUUUACGACAAUGAACUAGCUGCUGGUAAUCUCAGCGAAGCUGCUCUUGGUUUGGCUCCUUUAGGUAAUGAAGCAAAAUCAGCUCUUAAUCGUCUUCGACGAAAAACGACACCACCAUUACCGAAAUCUGCUUUUUUCGAUGUUCCCGAUGCGUAUUCAUCGACAAUUGAUGGUGUUUCAUUUCUCUUUAGCGAUACACUUAUUCGCAAAAAGAGGAUGAUCUUGUUCGCCAGUGAUGAACAACUACGUAUGUUAUUUGCAGCAACACAUAUCAUGGUUGAUGGAACGUUUUCGGCAUGUGUGCCUCUUUUUGAUCAAGUGUUUUCUAUUCACUGUAUCAAGUAUGGCUACAAUUUUCCAUGUGUUAUUGGUUUAUUACCCGGUCGAAGUGCUCCAGUAUACAAAUAUGUAUUUAAUCUUCUGGACGAAGCUGCUCGUCGACUUAAUCUCACGUUUCAACCUAAAAACAUCAUGAGCGAUUACGAAAAGGCUCUUAUCAAGGUGAUUGCAUCACAUUUUCCAGCCGCGCAACAUUCUGGAUGUUACUUUCACUAUUCAGUGUUUAUACCGUCGAAUUCAGUCACUCGGCUUGGGGACAUUAUACAACAGUAA